ACCGAGAUUCGGUUCCGGAGACUCAACCGGAACCGUCCGGAUCGAAAAAAAGUACACGCCGGAGAAGCCACAAAGCCAAAAGCACGUUGACCGAGGCGGCACGGUCAAUCCAAAAGUGGACGCCGGAGGAGGAGUGCAUAUUGGCGUCGGCGUGGGUUGACGUCUCCGAGCAUCCUAUCAUUGGUUAAAAAUUUAUUUUUUGUAAUAUAUUUAUGUUUUUAUUUUUAUAUAUUAUAUUUAAUGGACGGCUCCUACCGAACCCGGGUUGGGUUGACGUCUCCGAUGAAGAAGGACGGCUCCUACCGAACCCGGGACCAACUCACUUCCAAAUGGAGCCACAUCAACAAAAAAGUCCAAAAGUUUAAGAGAGUUUACGAGGGAUGCUCCCGGUCCCGGAGGAGCGGCACGAACGACGCCGAUGUUCUCCGUCUUGCCACGACCCGGUAUCAAGACGACGGGAACCAAGGCAAGGUGCCCAUCGAUCUUUGGAGGAUUUUGAGUCGUUCCCCGAAGUGGCAACAACUCAACAAUCCCGACGGCGGAUCGUUCCGGAAAAGAUCCACCGUCGACGCCGAGGUUGAGGUCGACGAGACUAUCGGUUCUAGCGAUCAAAUCCCUCCCUUCAACGUUGCGGAUUCCGAUGAUGAGGACCCCAUUCCACGGCCGAUCGGAAGAAAGAAGGCAAAAUCCAUUGCCUCGGGUUCGGGAGGGUCCGCCUCUGUUUCCGCUUCUCCCCGCGACGAAAUCGGCCGGGCAAUGAUUAAACAACUUCGGGCGUUCAAUCUCCAAGAACAANAGAGAGGUUGAAGCUAAAGGAGAAGGAGUUGAAGCUAAAGGAGCAGGAGGCUGAGAUGAAAGUCAUGCAAACCGACCCCGGGACGUUGUCGGAGUUUGGACGAAUGAUCUAUGAGCAAAGAAUGAGAGAGAUCAAGGAGAAAUAUAAUUUACCUUAGUUUUUUUAUUAAUGUAUCGUUUUUUAAAUUAUUGACGCUUUUUUUAUUUAAUGAAUGUAUUUUUUUAUUAUUCGUGUUUCAAUUUAAUUAAAUAAUAAAUUAAUUACAUUUUAUUAAUUUAAUUUUAGAAGAUGUAUAUUUAAAAAUGUAAAAAAUGAAGGUUUGAAGCCCAG
This is a messenger RNA of Cuscuta campestris, 1126 nucleotides long. The record is from the annotation of a GenBank genome assembly. Lineage: Eukaryota; Viridiplantae; Streptophyta; Magnoliopsida; Solanales; Convolvulaceae.